AUGUCCUCAGCUCCUCCCUCUGAACCUCCAUCGGACCCUCCUGCAGGCAACAACGUACAGAAGCCGGAUGCACCACAGCAGCCAGAAGCUUCCCCUUCGCCAGGCCAGGAUGGCGUUGAAAUGGACACAACGCCAGAUCAACCCGCAGAAGAGACUUGGGAUGACAUUCCAGAGGAGAUAAAGGCUUUGACAACGGAGGAGAUUUUGACAAGAAUACGGCUGAUUGAUAAUGAUAUCAAGGUCAUGAAGUCGGACACGCUACGAUUACAACAUGAGCAAAACGUAAUGAAGGAGAAGAUACGUGACAAUGGGGAGAAAAUUAAGCAAAAUAAAGUCUUGCCGUAUCUCGUUGGAAAUGUGGUAGAGGUCUUGGACGUUGAUCCUGAAUCAGAGGAAGACGGGGCAAACCGUGACUUGGACUCAAUGCGCAAGGGCAAAUGUGCCGUCGUGAAGACAUCCACUCGACAAACUGUUUUCCUCCCUCUUAUUGGUCUCGUACCUGCCGACCAGUUGAGACCUUCCGACCUUGUCGGUGUUAACAAAGACUCUUAUCUGAUCCUCGACAAACUUCCGACUGAAUAUGAUUCACGCGUCAAGGCAAUGGAGGUUGAUGAACGUCCAACAGAAACCUACACUGAUAUUGGUGGCUUGGAGAAGCAAAUUGAAGAGCUGGUCGAAGCUAUCGUUCUGCCGAUGGAGCAGGCAGACAAGUUCAAGACCUUGGGCAUAAAACCACCGAAAGGUUGUUUGAUGUACGGGCCACCAGGUACUGGGAAAACUCUUCUUGCCCGUGCGUGUGCAGCGCAAACAAAGGCUUGCUAUCUCAAGCUUGCCGGUCCUUCACUCGUCCAGAUGUUCAUUGGUGAUGGUGCUAAGCUUGUUCGCGACGCGUUCGAACUUGCCAAAGAGAAGGCACCUGCAAUCAUCUUCAUUGAUGAAUUGGACGCUAUUGGAACAAAGCGUUUCGACUCAGAAAAGAGUGGUGAUCGUGAAGUACAGCGAACGAUGUUAGAAUUGUUGAACCAGCUUGAUGGUUUCUCGAGCGACCAGCGAAUCAAGGUCAUCGCAGCGACAAAUCGGAUCGACAUCCUUGACCCCGCCCUUCUCCGUUCAGGUCGUUUGGAUCGUAAAAUCGAAUUCCCAUUACCAAACGAGACUGCUCGCGCCCGUAUCCUAGAAAUCCACUCACGGAAGAUGACUGUCAGCCAAGACGUGAACUUUGAGGAGUUGGCGCGUAGCACGGACGAAUUUAAUGGCGCUCAGUUGAAGGCGACUUGUGUGGAGGCUGGUAUGAUCGCCCUGCGCGAGGGUGCUACCAAGCUUGGGCACGAACAUUUCCUAAGCGGGAUCGCUGAGGUCCAAAGCAAGAAGAAGAACAAUUUGAUGUACUUCGCAUAG
Suillus subalutaceus is the source of this 1398-nucleotide messenger RNA. Its product is annotated as 26S proteasome subunit P45. Lineage: Eukaryota; Fungi; Basidiomycota; Agaricomycetes; Boletales; Suillaceae. Gene Ontology annotation, molecular function: ATP binding; ATP hydrolysis activity; proteasome-activating activity. The transcript has 6 exons. The record is from RefSeq and is a predicted model, not a curated record. Gene Ontology annotation, cellular component: proteasome regulatory particle, base subcomplex. Bases 1 to 1398 code for a protein of 465 amino acids. Gene Ontology annotation, biological process: proteasome-mediated ubiquitin-dependent protein catabolic process.